AUGGCGGACGUCGUGCGGUGCUUUGGAAAAAUACAUGCUGCCUUUGUUGCCAGUGCAUACGCUUCUCAUCUAGUCCCAGUGGUGGAGAAGCGAUGGGCGAACUGUGAGCAACCGCUGAUGCUUCUCGCUUUCGCAUUGCACCCGCUCUACGUGACCCAUACGCGUGCCUUAAUCCAAGCUCACGACAAUACUGUCAUUUUAAUGUCAGUAGACGGCGUCUCCGCUGCUGCUGACUAUUACUAUCGCCGCUAUGUUGAUAUCAACAGCAACGGACUCGUAGGUGAUGUGGACAAGUGGUUGCGUGGCAAAUUUACCCCGAAAAAGCACACUGACUUCACUGACCAGGCCGGUGUCCUUCAACCGAAUGGGAUUCGUGGUACGUCAAGGGCAGUAAACUUCCUCAGCUAG
Molecule: messenger RNA, 408 nt
Organism: Phytophthora infestans T30-4
Lineage: Eukaryota; Oomycota; Peronosporomycetes; Peronosporales; Peronosporaceae
Exons: 2
Coding region: 1-408 (135 amino acids)
Source: RefSeq, a predicted model, not a curated record